This is a messenger RNA of Bufo bufo (common toad), 744 nucleotides long. Its product is annotated as noggin-like. The transcript has a single exon. Lineage: Eukaryota; Metazoa; Chordata; Amphibia; Anura; Bufonidae. The coding region runs from base 1 to 744 and encodes 247 amino acids. The record is from RefSeq and is a predicted model, not a curated record. Gene Ontology annotation, biological process: negative regulation of cell differentiation; dorsal/ventral pattern formation; negative regulation of BMP signaling pathway.
AUGGAAAAGUACAUGCUCUUCAUCUGGUUAAUGCCUCUUGGAAUCCUGUGGUCUCCAGUUUACUCAGGCAAUACAGCUAAAACCAAGAGUUUUCAUGAGACCCAAGCGGACGCUGUAAUGGGUACUCUGCAACGAAGAAUCUCCUCUGGCACGCGUCCAUACAGCCUCUCCCGGUCACCACUGGAUUACCACUAUUCUCCAAAACCCAAGCAUUUGAAGAUCCCCCGUCUUCUGCGAAUACUGGGAUCCUCCUUUGAUCCAUUCUGGAUGUCUGUUGAGAACCCUGUAGAAAAUGACACCACCAGCCACUCAUCUGCAUUCAGCCAGGAUCUUUUUGAUGGUGCCAGUCGCUACCGCAAGAAACUUACCCAGGAGGCUCAAAACAUUGACUUUGCUUCACUGAAACUGCCUGCAGAACUGUCAGCUAACAGUAGCCAUGUUGUGCUUAGUGAACUUCGUCAGUGGUUGGUGCAGCGUGCUAGCUGUAAGCUAACGUCCACAUGGGUAGAUCUGGGUCCUGUCUUUUGGCCACGAUGGGUGAGGCACACUGACUGUGAUGAGCGUAAUACUGCAUGCUCCUGGCCACCAGGGAUGGAGUGCCGCCAGGCGCAGCUUACUCAGAUUAAGUUAUUGGCAUGGCACUGCUGGAUGCAGGAUGCUGGCAAAGGCUGGGCAUCACAGAACUGCAUGUGGAGACUGGUACCUUACCCAGUUGUGGCAGCUUGUAAGUGUGCCUGUAGGUAG